AUGGAACGAGACUACUACGAGAAUUUAGAGAUAAACAGAAACGCAACAGAUGCAGACAUUAAAAAAGCAUAUCGACGCCUUGCACUUAAGUUUCACCCGGCCAGGAACAGAGAGCCAGGGAGCUACGAGAGGUUCAGACAGCUGGGUGAAGCCUUCGACGUUUUAAGUGACCUUCAUAAAAAAGCCACCUACGAUAAAUUUGGAGAGGAUGGUUUAAAGAGUGGCAUUCCGGUUGAACUUUCCAAAGACGGUGCUUGGUCUUCCAAAUAUGCCUAUCACGACAAUCCAGAAAAAACAUUCCAAGAAUUUUUUGGGAACAGCAAUCCAUUUUCAGACUUCUACAUCAGCGAUCUUCCUCUUCAGUUUGGUGGCUUGACCCCUGGGGAAAAUAAGAUCAAGGAUGAUCCUCUUGAACGAGACUUUUUUUUGUCCUUAGAUGAACUUUUCCAUGGAUGCACCAAGAAAGUCAAAAUAUCACGCAAAGUUAUGAAUGAUAAUGACUGCACAUCCAGCAUCAGAGACAAGAUUUUCACUGUAACCGUAAAACCUGGAUGGAAAGAGGGCACACGAAUAACAUUUCCUAGUGAAGGCGAUCAGGGCCCUAAUAACAUUGCUGCAGACAUGGUAUUCAUUGUGCGACAGAAGCCUCAUGAAAGAUUUGAAAGAAUCAACAAUGAUUUGAUUUACCAUACACAAGUCUCUUUAGAGAUGGCACUCACUGGUUUCUCUGUGGAUGUGGAGACUCUGGAUAGCAGGCUUAUCAACAUUCCUUUCAAUGAAAUUGUCCACCCAUCAUACAAAAAAGUGGUGCCCGGAGAGGGAAUGCCGCUGCCACAAGACCCUUCACAAAAAGGAGACCUCAUCUUUACAUUCGACAUUCUCUUCCCCGAGAAACUUUCUGCUGAAAAUAAGCUUCUGAUCAAACAGGCACUGCGUUAG
Messenger RNA from Knipowitschia caucasica, 939 nucleotides. NCBI's taxonomy places the organism in Eukaryota, Metazoa, Chordata, Actinopteri, Gobiiformes, Gobiidae. The record is from the annotation of a GenBank genome assembly.